Messenger RNA from Verruconis gallopava, 899 nucleotides. RefSeq lists its product as uncharacterized. The transcript has 3 exons. Lineage: Eukaryota; Fungi; Ascomycota; Dothideomycetes; Venturiales; Sympoventuriaceae. The record is from RefSeq and is a predicted model, not a curated record. Bases 179 to 502 code for a protein of 107 amino acids.
CAUCAUUCCACCUCUCGGCUAUUGCAAGGUUCAUUGUCCGACGAGGUUCAUCAUUCUCGUGCUCUGAACCCUUGAAAAGAUCCCUUGACCAGCUCGAGAGCUCGAAAGAUCUGAUCCAUCUCUAAUCCUUCGUCUGAAAUCGCCAACUCUUUGAUGAGCUUUGCCAACUGCAAGUAAGAUGGCCGCCCUUCGACAGUCGGUACAGCGGAGUUAUUUCCGAUUCUCAACCUUCAACGUUCCACGAGCUACGUUCUCGACGUCUGCGCGCCUGGCGGCAGUGAAGGAAGACAAGUUGCAUACCGAGGGCCGUGGCGAGGAGAUUGAAACCCACAAGCAAGAUCAGCUGAAGAAGAAAAAAGAGGGGAAGCAACAUUGGCAAGAUGAGCUCGCCAGCAACAGCGAAUCAAUUAUCAAGGCUGAGCGUGGAGAGAUAGAUGCUUCCUCAGAGACGAUUCAGAAGCUUCAAGAAGAAUCUGCAAAAGCUGCGAAGCAAAAGGUAUAAUCGCGAAACGUUAAAGAUUCUAGAUUGGGAAUUUGUGUAUCAAAUGGCUUAAAUGUCUGAUCAAAUUCGGUGGGCAAUCUGAGGUUCUAGUCUUGACCAUAAGCAAACGUUCAGAAUGGACAUGGGAAAAAGCUAGCAUGCGACCAUCAUAAUGUAUGAACAAGGCAGAUUGAUAUGUUAUGACUUUGGCGCUGCACUGUACUUAGUACGCUCGAUCGAGCCCUGCGCCUUAUAGUCUAUAUAAAAAAAACCCCAUUGCCUAUGAUAUACACCGACGGAAGCGAAGACGAGAGCCAAAGUACCUAAUAAACUCCUACCACCGCCAUCAGCUUUCAUUUGGUGAUUAUGAUUAGAAGAACUAAGAUGAUUAUAAGAAGUAUAAUGACGGUCAAGCUCC